UCGGAAUCACAAAGAAUCAUCGUGAGUUAUUCUGUGUGCAGUGAGCAGUGUAUAGGUGUUGGUGUUGAGGCAGCUAAGACAGAAUGGGCUGGAAGACGUGUGUUGUAUUGGCAGUGGCUGCCUACAUUGCCUACAAGAGCGUAGACACAUUUGACCCAGAUUCACUCAAAGGCAAACGAGUUGUCAUAACUGGAGCUAGUUCCGGCAUCGGAGAGCAAACGGCAUAUCACUACGCCAGAUUCGGCGCAAGGAUACUCAUCACAGCAAGGAGAGUCAAACUUCUCAAACAGGUUGUGGCGAGGUGCAAGGAGCUAGGAGCUGCAGAUGUGUCUUAUGUCCCUCUUGACAUGUCCAAACAUGAGGAUUCCAAGGUCCUGAUUGACGAGGCUAAGAAGAGAUUGGGUGGACUCGAUCAUCUCAUCCUAAAUCACAUCAUCAAUAAUAAUCCAGGGUUCUGGAAAGGGGACUACGACUACGUGCUUAAUAAGACCAUGGAAAUUAACUUCCACGCCUAUGUGAGGAUAGCAACGUACGCAUUACCGAUGCUUUCAAAGAGUGCUGGCAGUAUUGGAGUAGUGUCGUCUGGGGCGGGAAAAUUCGGAGUACCGUUUGUUGCCGUAUACUCAGCUUCCAAAUUUGCUCUACACGGAUUCUUCGAUUCACUAAGGCAGGAAUUGAACAUUCAGAAUAUCAACGUAUCGAUUUCUACAUUCGUGCUUGGGGGAAUUAACACUACGCGUGCCACUGAAGAAUGGUCAGUAUUUGAAAGGUCCGGGUUUACCGCCUCGCCGUCCGCCACUGCUCUGCGCAUCGUCACCGGGACCAGCAACCGUGAACGAGAGGUGCACUACCCGCGAUCGGUUGCCGUAUUCUCGCUACUCAGGGACGUUGCUCCGUCCUUUGUGGAAUGGAUGGUUAGUUUUUCUCUAAACCAGGAACAUGUGCAAACACUUUUAAAGAACACUAAGUAGAUAUUAGGUCCAAUACAAUUAUUUAAUGGGAGACAAUUAUUUAAUGCAACGCUGGUGUCAGCAGACUUAGUAAUUUUCCACAGACCUUAUCGCAAAUGCUCGGUACGCUGAGCGUCAAAUCAGUUAAUUGUAGCCAUCACCUUGAAGCAGUCGUCUGGCCUUGUGGCGGUAGGAAAUCUUUCAUUGAAACCCCCCCCCCAAAAAAAAAAACAAAAAAAAAACAAACAAACAAACAAACAAACAACAACAACACACAAAACAAUUCGAAACCAAAUAAACUUUAAAAGCGACGUACAAUUUUGUUUUACACACUUCAGAAGUUAUUCAGGAGAACUGUUUUAGCCUAAUAAUUUGCGCAUUAAAACAAUAAACGAAAAAUUUAUAUCACUUUCUUAUUUUCUUUUGC
This is a messenger RNA of Asterias rubens (European starfish), 1377 nucleotides long. Its product is annotated as hydroxysteroid 11-beta-dehydrogenase 1-like protein. NCBI's taxonomy places the organism in Eukaryota, Metazoa, Echinodermata, Asteroidea, Forcipulatida, Asteriidae. The transcript is spliced from 6 exons. The record is from RefSeq and is a predicted model, not a curated record. Gene Ontology annotation, molecular function: oxidoreductase activity. The coding region runs from base 84 to 971 and encodes 295 amino acids. Gene Ontology annotation, cellular component: intracellular membrane-bounded organelle.